AUGUAUUUUGCCCUCCUCACCAGCCUGUUCUUCUCGCUCGCAUUGGGUACGCCCGCUGACCCGCCUUUACCAACAACAACAACAACAACAACGAUAGCCGGUGUGACCCUCCCCUACUCAACGGAACACGAAAUCCGUUGCGCCAAAGACAACAAAAGCCCGCUCGUUAGCUCCGCCAUCGUCAACUUCUGCGCCGGACCGUAUGGCGAAGGCGUCUUUAUGCCCUCCAACUGGGCGAGCUCGUCGCACUACAGCGAUGCUGCUCUUAACAGCCAUUUCGGAAAAUACAUGGCAGUCCGCGUGAAUGCUGAGAAUUGCAAAAAAUGGAACGAUGAAGAGGACGCUUGGAAAGCCGAUGCGAUGAGUGUAGAGAGCUGCAGGAAGCAGUUUUUCAAGCGCGCGGAAGAGUUCUGGGUUGAGUGGCGCUGA
Saxophila tyrrhenica is the source of this 429-nucleotide messenger RNA. RefSeq lists its product as uncharacterized. The transcript is spliced from 2 exons. Bases 1 to 429 code for a protein of 142 amino acids. NCBI's taxonomy places the organism in Eukaryota, Fungi, Ascomycota, Dothideomycetes, Mycosphaerellales, Extremaceae. The record is from RefSeq and is a predicted model, not a curated record.